Molecule: messenger RNA, 1087 nt
Organism: Penaeus indicus
Lineage: Eukaryota; Metazoa; Arthropoda; Malacostraca; Decapoda; Penaeidae
Product: endocuticle structural glycoprotein ABD-4-like
Exons: 2
Cellular component (GO): chitin-based extracellular matrix
Molecular function (GO): structural constituent of chitin-based larval cuticle
Source: RefSeq, a predicted model, not a curated record
CGACGCUCCACGGACAUAAUCUGCCCAUCGCUAUCCAUCUCUUCCAACGUCACUGCUUUCCUUUGCCCAUCCCUUCUCUCAAUUGUCUCCCUUCCCCGCUCUUCCCUCCUCAGAUCCUCCUCGUGGCCGCCGCCGUGGUAUCCGGAGACACAGGGUACCCGAGGCCCGUAGGAUACCCGCACCACAUCCCCAUCCUGAAGGACGACCGAACCCAAAACACGUACGGGGAAUAUUCCUUCGACUUCGAGGCCGGCAACGGCAUCGCGCGCCAGGAGUCCGGCAGCCAGAGCUACGGGCAGGUGGCGCAGGGCGGAUGGACGUACACCUCCCCCGAGGGCCAGCAGGUGGACAUCGUCUUCGUGGCUGACCAGGGGGGAUACCAGCCCCAGGGAGCCGUGCUCCCCGUCGCCCCUCCCCUCCCCUACACCCGCACUGGCCAUGGCUUCUGAGCGCUGCGUCGGCGGCGCUCCUCGUCAUCACUUCCAUAAUCAUCGUUGUCUUCCAAAGGGUCUCGCGCGCGGUUCUCUAGCUACACUUUAACUUUUCUUUUUUUCUUUCUUUCCUUUUUGCUUCUUUCUCUAUCCUCAUUUCUUUCUCGGUUUUCUUUGCUCUCUACUGUAGUGUUCAUCCCAUCUAAUUAUCAGUCUCCGCUUAAUUAUAUUUCUAUUUGUCUGUUUGUCUAUCUAUUUAUCUAUUUUUUCAUCACAAAUUUUUCUCCUCCUCAUUUUUUUUCUUCUUCGUCGUAUUACUAUCCUCAUCAUUAUUAUUAUUAUUCAUCUUCUUCCUCCCUUUCUUCUUAGUAGUCGUCUUCUCCUUUCGCCAACCGGAUAUGAAACCUAACUAUUCACUCCCUCCAGAACCCGCUGAGAUUCCGUCAUGUUGUGGUCGCUUAAACACAAAUUUGUCGACGAAAGAAAACGGAGGAUCUAGUCUCACGCGGAAAAACGUCAUCGUCUGUUUUUGUUUUCAUACAUCAUUAAGUUUUAUGUGUGUAAUCAAAAUUAAUUAGUUAUUUGCUUAAUGUCUAUUACAUGUGUCAUAUAUUUUGUUUAUUUUGAUUACUUUCGUUUUGUAACUUUGUUACAUC